CAACAUUCAAGAUGGACGUCAAACAGUAAUUUGUCCAAACAAUUUCGCAGAUGAAACCCCUUUCCACAAAUAUAUGACAAAUUUCAAUGUCAUUUGAUAAGAAUUAAGAAGGAUUUUAUAACUCUUUCUAGGUUUAUUUUCAAAUAAGGUGUUUCUGACGUGCAAUUCCAUUUCUAACUGUUAAAACCAAAUAUUUAUAUAUAAAUCCGUGUUAAAACCUAGACAAUGUCGUCAACACGGGAAAAAAGAGAGUUAUACGAAGCUAAGCAGAGGGCUGUGAAAUAUUACAACGAAAACGGUGUCCCAAAGAAAAUAGAAGAAAUAAUGAAUUCCAUGUUUUAUGAUAAUCCUCCAGAUGUUUAUGGUUAUUUGUCAAAGUAUUUUGAAUCUUUGGCAAAGCCACCAACAGUUUCAAAGAUUACUGCAAGACAAGCUUAUGACAGUAAAGGACAGCCAACUGUUCAGACAGAAGUCUAUGGCACAGUAAAAAAUGAAGACAAGUUGCUGUAUACCCAUGUUAGUUCCACAACCAACAGUUCCCUCCUGGAUAAUGUCAGAGUAGAAGAGAGAGAAGUGGAUGACCAACAGAGACAGGAGAACAUCAGUGCUGCUAUUAACAUAUUGAACAGUGAUAUUAACAACAGAAUUCAUGCCACAGACCCAACACAACAAGAUGAAGUUGAUAGAGUUAUCAUGAAAUUGUAUGAAGAAUUAAAAGUAAUUGAAGAUGAGAGGUUGGCAAAAGAAGCAGAAGAAAUGAUAAAAGAAGAUGGUGAAUCCUCACACAGGGAAGAUGAUAAAGCUAGUGUAGCUAGUGGGAAAAAAGGCAAAAAUUCUGCUAAUGCAAGUCCAAAGAAGAAGGGGAAGAGUCAGACUGCUGUAUAUGUUCCAGAUGAACCUAAAGAAAAGUUAAUAUGUGGUAGUAAUGCCUUCACAGCUAUCAGUCAAGCUACUUGUUGUGCAGCAGCUCAGGUCAAGCAUAUAGAUAUAUAUGAGCAUGUUGCUUGCCUUAGACAUGGUGAGAUUCCAGAAAAGUUUUCAGUACCCUUACCCAUGGUGACUAUUAUUCAAAGUGGUAGAGCUGCACCAGGAAAACUGAAUUGUGUAAAGGAGUUCAUGGUUAUUCCUAAGCAUGAUAUGCCUCUCAAAAAGAGUAUGACCUACAUUCAACAGAUAUAUAAUUAUGUUGCCAAACAGUUCUUUGCUAAAGGUGGGACAGCUACAAAGUUAGUAAAUGACAUUGGUGCCAUGUGUCCAACAUUUGACAAAGCAGAACAAGGACUAGACUUACUUCAAGAGGCUAUUACUAACUGUGGAUUAACAGUGGGAGAAGACUUCUUUAUUGGUUUAAAUUGUGCUGGACCAGAAAUGUUUGACUAUGAUCCAGUUCCCAUGGCUGGUAAAAGUGAUAAAGUAGCAAACUUCCCUGGUCAGGACAUGCACAAGGAAAAAGGAAAAUAUGAGGUUAUGGUUGGAAUUGCCAAGGUUGCUGAUGAUCUGGUGGAGUUCUGGUGUGACUUGUUAACUAGAUAUCCUUCCAUUAUAGCCAUAAUUGAUCCAAUGAGGAAACAGGAAGAAGAACAUUGGAUGAGAUUAUGUGAUAAAAUCAGUGACAGAUGUUUAGUUAUUGGUAGUCGAGCAUACCAUCGACCAGGGUUACUGAAAGACGAGGAACUAACAGAUAAUUUCAAAUCCAGUGGAAUUGCAUUUAAAUUAGAACAGUUAAAUACUGUAUCUGAUAUUCUUACUUGUGUUAAAAAAAUGGAAGAGGAUGAUAAUCAGAUAGUUAUGUCUUCAUGUCAGGGGGAGACAACUGACACCUUCCUGGCAGAUUUUGCAGUAGGUGUAAAUGCAAGAUUUAUCAAAGUUGGGGCACCAGUAAGAGGGGAGAGAACUGUGCAAAUAAACAGACUUUUGCAAAUUGAAGAACAAUUAGAAAUGAAAGACAAAUUAAAACCAUUAGAACCUAAUGCAUUUCCUCACAUAGCCCCUCCACCUCUGCCUGAACCAGAGGAAGGAGAGGGCAAUGCACAACCUGAGGAAGAAGCAAAGAAAGAUGGGAAGAAAAAGUGAAAAUUAAAUAGAUAAGACAAUAAAUUUUUCAAAGAAGAAAAUAACUGUGAUACCCAAUAUUCCGAGUUUUCAAGAUUAUUAAGAUUACUGUGCAUAUAUUGCACAUCCAGUGACUAUACAUAAAGUGAAAAAUAAGUUGAUUCUGUUUCUAUGUGAUAGAUUAUUCCAUUUUAUUGUUAUACAUUUUUUAUCAUAAAGGUGAAAAUGAA
This is a messenger RNA of Mytilus californianus (California mussel), 2282 nucleotides long. Its product is annotated as enolase 4-like. Gene Ontology annotation, molecular function: phosphopyruvate hydratase activity; magnesium ion binding. Bases 226 to 2073 code for a protein of 615 amino acids. Gene Ontology annotation, biological process: glycolytic process. The transcript has 15 exons. Gene Ontology annotation, cellular component: phosphopyruvate hydratase complex. NCBI's taxonomy places the organism in Eukaryota, Metazoa, Mollusca, Bivalvia, Mytilida, Mytilidae. The record is from RefSeq and is a predicted model, not a curated record.